Molecule: messenger RNA, 714 nt
Organism: Stylophora pistillata
Lineage: Eukaryota; Metazoa; Cnidaria; Anthozoa; Scleractinia; Pocilloporidae
Source: RefSeq, a predicted model, not a curated record
GAUCGGCAGCAAUUUCCAUGGAGGACAUACUGUGGUUCCAAGGUGUCUCCUGGCUCCUUUGUGUCUCAUUGUAAUUCCACUUGUAUGCAGAUUGUUCUGAACUCUGGUAUUCCUCCCAAUAGAGUAGCUUCCGGUUUCCAAGUCAACAUCAGGACUACAGACCGAGAUGAAACAGAGGACAAUCUGGAUGAAAUGAUGUGUGGCAGCAAUCUUGUCGCCAGAGUAAUUUCUUCCCAGAGCCUGUUUAUAUUGGAGGUGAACGUGAAAAUAUUGGAAAUCCUCAGACAAGACGAGCCUAUGGUUGUUUCGCCGGACGAAGAAAUCUCCAUAAAGCACGAUUUUACCAUCAGAGACAUGUAUGGCUGUCCAAUGGAGUUCAAACCCGGAUCGGAAUAUAUCAUUUUCGCCUCAUACGAGGGAAACAUUAAUAGCGUAGACCCCAUUUCGUUCGUGAUGGAUUUUGCUGUAGAUCCUAACGACGAAACGUCUGCGAACAUUGUCCAGCGGUUGAAGGCGAUAAAAGAAGAGCUACCACAAUGCGAACCGCUGCCUGCGAAAUAAGAUAUUACACGAACGAAUAGCUUUUCAAAAAAUUACUGAAACUUGAAACCAAUCGGAAUGGAAUGGAAAAGUAUGACCAAAGGAGAGUUUCUUCCGAAACGUUUGCUUCAAAGACGUACUUGUAAUUUUCUUUGCAAUUAAAAUUUAUUUCAG